This is a messenger RNA of Homalodisca vitripennis (glassy-winged sharpshooter), 612 nucleotides long. RefSeq names its product protein IMPACT-like. NCBI's taxonomy places the organism in Eukaryota, Metazoa, Arthropoda, Insecta, Hemiptera, Cicadellidae. The record is from RefSeq and is a predicted model, not a curated record. Gene Ontology annotation, cellular component: cytoplasm. Gene Ontology annotation, biological process: regulation of translational initiation.
AUGUCGGUGGUAGACCACGGUCAGGAGAGAGCGAAGGAAAAGACAAGUCGACACAAAGAGGGAAAGGUAGGAAAGAUUGAAAAGAGUUAUCACUGGCCCUUUGGCUGGCUCAACCUUGUAUCUGGGCAGAUUGUUAGCAUUGAGAAAGCUUUACAAGCGGAUAUGAAUGGUAAAGGGAGGUACAUAACAGACAGAAAAAGCAAAUUUCAAGCCCAUGCAGCUAUAAUAAUAUCAGUGGACCAAGUCAAGGGUAUGUUGUCGACAUUGCUGGAAAAUAAAAAAUUCGCUCAAGCAACACACAACAUCUACGCAUACAGGGUGCUCAAGGACGGUCUGCCAGGGUGUAUGGCCCAGGACUGUGAAGACGACGGGGAAAAUGCGGCUGGUAGCCGGCUGCUACAUUUACUGCAGACGAUGGGAGCUAUGAACGUGAUGGUGGUGGUCUCACGCUGGUAUGGGGGUGUUCAUCUUGGCCCAGACAGGUUUCGGCACAUUAACAAUUGCAGCGAGGCAGGUCUUGCAACAGAUGGGCUUCGUCAACAAAAAGUAGAGACCGGUUCCUGCUACCAACAACCCACUGAAUGUGCAAUAAUUUCUUUUGUUAAAAAAUGA